Hemiscyllium ocellatum (epaulette shark) is the source of this 1267-nucleotide messenger RNA. Its product is annotated as parathymosin. Gene Ontology annotation, biological process: negative regulation of apoptotic process; positive regulation of transcription by RNA polymerase II. Lineage: Eukaryota; Metazoa; Chordata; Chondrichthyes; Orectolobiformes; Hemiscylliidae. The transcript has 5 exons. The record is from RefSeq and is a predicted model, not a curated record. Gene Ontology annotation, molecular function: histone binding. Bases 113 to 478 code for a protein of 121 amino acids. Gene Ontology annotation, cellular component: nucleus.
AGCUAUACAGCGAGAAUUAUCUAUAGUCCUAAGUGAUAAAUUAGCCUUUACCUACCUUUGCUCUAUUUUUAAAAACCUAUAACUCUUUGUAUAUACUCUAAAUUUACUCAGAAUGGCUGAUACCGUAGUGGACGCCCCCAAAGAGGUAAAUCCCAAGGACCUGAAAGAGAAAGCUCUGGAGGAGACUGAGAAGAAAGAGAACGGCAGCGGAGACGCGCCUGCAAAUGGAACAGAGGAAGAGAAUGGAAAUGAGCACACAGAUGAGAAUGCAGAGGAAGUAGAUGAGGAAGAGGAGGAAGAGGAAGAUGCUGAGGGUGAAGGUGAAGAAGAGGAUGGUGAAGAGGAAGAGGGUGCUGAGGAGGAGGAAGAUACAGAUGGACAUGCAGUGAAGCGUCCAGCUGAGGAGCAGGGUGAAGUUGAAAAGAAGAGGCAAAAGUCAGAAAAUGGAGAGUCGACAGAACCCAAGGCAGAAGCUUAAACAUUCCUUUGUUUGAAUUUUUAUAUCUUGAUGGUGUGGUCAGGUUCACUUUGUAAAGGUUGUGCUUUUUAAAAAAUGUACAUUUGCAGUGUGUGGAUUUUAUACUGUACUGUACAACUGGUUCCUGUAACACCUGUCCAAGACAUUGCUCUCGGGAAUAUUUGUUUUUUAUGAAGUUAUUUAUUAAUGGUCUUUGUACAACCACAUUUGUAAUGGGUUUGAAUGCUGUAAUAAAUGUUUUUCAGGUCUGUUUUGAAAUGGGUUUACAACUUGGAUUUGUACAUUUUAGAAGCACAUGCUUUACAUUUGACUGACCAUGUUCUUAUUUCAAGAAAAUAAAUAACUGCCCUUUUUUUCUUUUUGUAAAUUGUGUUUAGGGUAGAGCUUCUUAUGCAAUGAAGACCAAAGAUAUAGGUCUUGUUAACAGGGCAGGGGGGUGGGGGCAAAUAAACCUGGUCUUCUAUUCUGUACAAAAAUACAAAAAUGUAACAAAAAAAUUUAGCUUUCUUCAAGCUCCACAAUUUGUCGCUGUUUGAUAUUGUUUGUGGUGCAAAAACAAAACUUCCAGCAAAAAAUUGACAGGUUCAAUUUGUAAAUUUCUUUUUGAACUCAUUGUAACCUAUGCUUAAAACCCUGUAUGUGGUUUUAAAAAGUAAUUUGAUUAAGUAGCAUCAUUCUUUCCAUAUUGAACAAGGUUAAAUUUGUAUACCUCAUUAGUUCAUGCUUGACCACUACUUUGUAUAUUCUGGUUAAGUACUAUAAAUAAAUCUUUUGGGUUUUUUAAAAACA